AUGACCGCAGGAAGCGGCAACGGAAUCAUCAUGGAUCCCCGUUGUCGGGAAAUCUCCGAUGUCAGCUACACGAAUUUCAGUCUGAGUCUAUUCAUCCUAGUUGGCAUCAUGGUAUCCUACCUCCCACAGCACAUCCGAAUCAUCUCCCGGCGCUCAUCCUACGGCCUCUCACCGUGGUUUGUCUUGCUGGGCACGACAAGCGGAACGUGCGCGUUCGCCAAUAUUCUCGUGCUGCCUAAGAGUCGCUUAGACAUUGGGUGCUGUCGGCAGGUAGACGAGUUUGCCUGCGUCGCGGGCUUGUUGGGUAUCGCGCAGGUGGGCGUGCAGUGGUCGUGUUUUACUGUCAUACUGCUCCUCUUCCUUAUUUUCUUCCCACGCGGUUCGUCGGCAACGAUAGGUGUUGGAGAUGACUCGACAACGAAGCAACAUGUGGUCCCGGGCACCUCGCUCGCCAAUGGGAGUAACGAUAUCGAUGUUCAAACUAACGGUGCCACCGACGCCGACAGUGAGAUCAUCACCAACAACGACCCUGCCAUAGGCCACACAAAUACACCGGCCGCCAAUUCCCUUCCUCACACCUACCAGACCGCUCUCCUGGUAACACUCCUCUCGGUCCUCCACGCGGUCCUCAUCCUCAUCCUCUCCGUCUACUAUGUAUAUCUCCGGCCCAUGCACGCCCAGUGGUGGGCCAACUUCCUGGGGAUCUUCAGCACGAUCCUCGCAUCUAUCCAGUAUUUCCCGCAGAUCUGGACGACGUGGAACCUCAAGCGCGUCGGCAGCCUGAGCAUCCCCAUGAUGUGUAUCCAGACGCCUGGCAGCUUCGUGUGGGCGGGCAGUCUGGCCAAGAGGUUUGGCUCCGAGGGUUGGAGUGCCUGGGGCGUAUAUCUUGUCACGGGCUGCUUGCAGGGUUCGCUGCUUGUUAUGGGUGCGUAUUUUGAGAUUAUGUUCAGGAGGAGGGAGAGGGAUGAGUUGAGGGGACGGGUGGUUUAUGGGGCUGGCGAGAGUGCCAGUGGGCUUGGCAGUGAAUUCCUAGGUGGAACUGGGAAUGGAGUUGAUGAUUCAACACAAGAGGUGGCGACGGAAGAGACUCCUUUGCUUAGAGAGGGUUGA
Exophiala bonariae is the source of this 1110-nucleotide messenger RNA. RefSeq lists its product as uncharacterized. The transcript is spliced from 3 exons. Gene Ontology annotation, cellular component: membrane. The record is from RefSeq and is a predicted model, not a curated record. Bases 1 to 1110 code for a protein of 369 amino acids. Lineage: Eukaryota; Fungi; Ascomycota; Eurotiomycetes; Chaetothyriales; Herpotrichiellaceae.